AUGGAUUCCAACAACCUUAAAAUCCAUGAACAAAUCAAAGUUGUUCCUCAAUCAUCAUCAUCAACCCAAACAACAAUAACCCCUCUCACUUUCUUUGACAUAUUUUGGUUAAAAUUCCAUCCCGUAGAACGUGUUUUCUUCUACACCCUCCCAAAUUCACAAUCACACCCCUCUUUUUUCUUUCAAGAAAUUGUUCCAAAUCUCAAAUCUUCGCUCUCUUUAACCCUCCAACAUUUUAUCCCUUUAGCCGGUAAAAUCGUUUGGCCUAAUGAUUCUUCAAAGCCAUUCAUCCAAUUCAAUCCCAAUGAAGAUGAUAAGGGAGUUUCAUUUCUCAUUGGAGAAUCUGAUUUAGAUUUCAAUCAUGUCAUUGAAAAUUCACCACAGGAUGCUUCGUUCUCUCGUUCUUUAAUACCGCUUUUAGAAUCAACCGAUUCUUUUGCUUCUAUUAUCUCAAUCCAGAUAACCCUUUUUCCAAAAAGUGGUUUUUCCAUUGGUAUAAGCACACACCAUGCAGUUCUUGAUGGAAAAUCUACAACCAUGUUUAUCAAAGCAUGGGCUUAUCUAUGCAACAAAACCAUUGAAACCCUAGAAGAAUCACCAACUUUGCUGCCAAAGUUAGAGCCUUUAUUCAAUAGGGAAAUCAUCAAAGAUCCAAAUGAACUUUCUGUUAACUUCACAAAUUACUGGAUUCACGUCAUGACACAGAAGUUCCCAAAUGAAAAAGCAAACAAUUUGGAGAUUCUCCCUUUUGAACCAAAACUGAAAGACUAUGUCCGUGCUACGUUCAAGCUCACGCGUGAAGAUUUGGAUAAAAUAAAGCAAAAGGUGUUAUCCAAAUGGGAAAUAUUCUAUCCAAAUGAAUCAAAACCUCAAAUGUUAUCGUCUUUUGUUAUCACCUGUGCUUAUUUGCAUGUUACUAUUGCAAAAGCUAUGAAUGGAGUUGAUAAGGAGAAAGAGAAAUUUUCUUUUCUUUUCUCGGUAGAUUGUAGAGCAAGGCUAGAACCACCAAUACCAAAUAACUAUUUUGGCAAUUGUGUUUGGGUGCAAUUCCCGGAUACUCAACCAUUGGAUUUUAUCAAAGAAGAUGGUGUUCUUUUAGUUGCUAAGUGUAUUCAUGAGAAAAUUAUGAUGAUAGAUGAAAAGGGUGUUCUUGAAGGAGCUAAAGAUUGCAUUAAUAAGUUUAUUUCUUUGACAAGUGAAGGAUAUGAAGUUAUGGGAGUGGCAGGGUCUAAUAGAUUUGGUGUUUAUGAGACUGAUUUUGGUUGGGGAAGGCCGGAAAAGGUGGAGAUAGUGUCGAUCGAUAGAGGUUUAACAAUUGGUUUGGCAGAGAGCAAAGAUGGCAAUGGUGGAAUUGAAGUUGGAGUUGUUCUUAAUAAAGAUGUAAUGGAUCUCUUUAGCACUUUGUUUCUUGAAGGACUUUGA
Vicia faba (fava bean) is the source of this 1422-nucleotide messenger RNA. The record is from the annotation of a GenBank genome assembly. NCBI's taxonomy places the organism in Eukaryota, Viridiplantae, Streptophyta, Magnoliopsida, Fabales, Fabaceae.